GGCAGGCCACGCUCGGAGAUCCGCCUGCCGCGUAGCCCAGCUUCGGGAGAGUCCGCCCCCGUCCCGCCCCGUAGGUUUGUUUUGCCGUCAGCUGCGCGCUGUGAUGACGCCACGGCGCUAACGCCCGAGAAUGGCGGUGGCGGCGGCGGAGGCGGUGGCCGCUGCCACUGCCCGGAGAUGGCCGGCAGAGCCGCCGAGACGCCGAAGAGCCCGCCGCCCGCGCGAGGUGUAGACGGGGCACUGCCUUCAGAGCAGGUCCUGCCAGCCUCGCUGGAGAGGAUGCCCUCGUGUCCGUGAUGGGCUGUGGGACAAGCAAGGUCCUUCCCGAGCCACCCAAGGAUGUCCAGCUGGAUCUGGUCAAGAAGGUGGAGCCCUUCAGUGGCACUAAGAGUGAUGUGUACAAGCACUUCAUCACAGAGGUGGACAAUGUUGGCCCUGUCAAAGCCGGGUUCCCAGCAGCAAGUCAAUAUGCACACCCCUGCCCGGGUCCCCCAACUGCUGGCCACACGGAGCCUCCCUCAGAACCACCACGCAGGGCCAGGGUAGCUAAGUACAGGGCCAAGUUUGACCCACGUGUUACAGCUAAGUAUGACAUCAAGGCCCUAAUUGGCCGAGGCAGCUUCAGCCGAGUGGUACGUGUAGAGCACCGGGCAACCCGGCAGCCGUAUGCCAUCAAGAUGAUUGAGACCAAGUACCGGGAGGGGCGGGAGGUAUGUGAGUCGGAGCUGCGUGUGCUGCGUCGAGUGCGUCAUGCCAACAUCAUCCAGCUGGUGGAGGUGUUCGAGACGCAGGAGCGGGUGUACAUGGUGAUGGAGCUGGCCACUGGUGGAGAGCUCUUCGACCGCAUCAUUGCCAAGGGCUCCUUCACCGAGCGUGACGCCACGCGGGUGCUGCAGAUGGUGCUGGAUGGCGUCCGGUAUCUGCAUGCACUGGGCAUCACACACCGAGACCUCAAACCUGAGAAUCUGCUCUACUACCAUCCAGGCACUGACUCCAAGAUCAUCAUCACCGACUUUGGCCUGGCCAGUGCUCGCAAGAAGGGUGAUGACUGCUUGAUGAAGACCACCUGUGGCACGCCUGAGUACAUUGCCCCAGAAGUCCUAGUCCGCAAGCCCUACACCAACUCAGUGGACAUGUGGGCGCUGGGCGUUAUUGCCUACAUCCUACUCAGUGGCACCAUGCCAUUUGAGGAUGACAACCGUACCCGGCUGUACCGGCAGAUCCUCAGGGGCAAGUACAGUUACUCUGGGGAGCCCUGGCCUAGUGUGUCCAACCUGGCCAAGGACUUCAUUGACCGCCUGCUGACAGUGGACCCUGGAGCCCGUAUGACUGCACUGCAGGCCCUGAGGCACCCGUGGGUGGUGAGCAUGGCUGCCUCUUCAUCCAUGAAGAACCUGCACCGCUCCAUAUCCCAGAACCUCCUUAAACGUGCCUCCUCGCGCUGCCAGAGCACCAAAUCUGCCCAGUCCACGCGUUCCAGCCGCUCCACACGCUCCAACAAGUCACGCCGUGUGCGGGAGCGGGAGCUGCGGGAGCUCAACCUGCGCUACCAGCAGCAGUACAAUGGCUGAGCCGCCUGGCUGUGCACACAUGCGGCACGGCCCAGCCUGGCCACACACUGCGGUGCCAUCUGGGCCCGAUGCCCUCUCUGGAGAUAGGCCUAUGUGGCCCGCAGUGGGUGAAGAAUGUCUGACUCCAGCCCUUUCUCUGUGCCUUCAGCAGCCCCUGUCCUCACCAUGGGCCUGGGCCAGGUUUGACAGAGUGGAGGUAGCACAGGGGGCUGUGACUCCCCCUGAACUGGGAGCCUGGCGUGGCACUGAUACCCCUCUUGGUGGGCAGCUGCUCUGGUGGAGUUGGGAAGGGAUAGGACCUGGCCUUCACUGUCUCCCUUGCCCUUUGACUUUUCCCAAAUCAAAGGGACCUGCAGUGCUGGGUGGAGUGUCCUGUGGCCUCAGGACCCUUUGGGACAGUUACUUCUGGGACCCCCUUUCCUCCACAGAGCCCUUCUCCCUGGCUCCACACAUUCCCAUGCAUCCUGAUCCUUAAGAUUAUGCUCCAGUGGGAGACCCUGGUAGGCACAAAGCUUGUGCCUUGACUGGACCCGUAGCCUCUGGCUAGAUCGAAACAGCCCUCCACCUCCCAGCCAAGAUCAGUCUUCCUUCAUGGUGCCCCCGGGAAGCCUUCCUGGUCCCAGGACCUCUGGUGGAGGGCCAUGGCGUGGACCUUCACCCUUCUGGACUGUGUGGCCAUGCUGGUCGUCGGCUUGCCCAGGCUCCAGCAUCCCCAGAUUCUGAGGGGUCUCAGCCCACCGCCCUUGGUGCCUUCUUUGUAGAGCCCACUGCUACCUCCCUCUCCCCGUUGGAUGUCCAUUCCAUUCCCCAGGUGCCUCCUUCCCAACUGGGGGUGGUUAAAGGGAGCCCCACUGCUGCUACCUGGGGGAUGGGGCACCUGGGGGCUAAGGCAGAGGGGGGAAGGGGGGUCCUCCCAAUUAGGGUCCAGUGUCAGCCUGGGUUCUAUCCUUUGGUGCAGCCCAUUGCCUUUUCCCUUCAGGCUCUGUUGCUCCCUCCUCUGCAGCUGCACGAAGGCGCCAUCUGGUGUCUGCAUGGGUGUUGGCAGCCUGGGAGUGAUCACUGCACGCCCAUCGUGCACACCCGCCCAUUGUGCACACCUGUAGUCCUCCACGAGGACAUGGGAAGGUAGGAGUUGCCGCCCUGGGGGAGGGUCCCGGGCUGCUCACCUCUCCUCUUCUGCUGAGCUUCUGCGCACCCCUCCCUGGAACUUAGCCAUACUGUGUGACCUGCCUCUGAAACCUGGGUGCCUGGGGCACUGCCUUCUCACAGCUGGUCUUGCCCCGUCCACCCUGUGCUGCUUCCCUUCACAGCAUUAACCUUCCAGUCUGGGUCCCGCUGAGCCUCAAGCUGGAAGGAGCCCCUGCGGGAGGUGGGUGGGUUUGGGUGGCUGCUUUCCCAGAGGCCUGAGCCAGAACCAUCCCCAUUUCUUUUGUGGUAUCUCCCCCUACCACAAACCAGGCUGGAACCCAAGCCCCUUCCUCCACAGCUGCCUUCAGUGGGUAGAAUGGGGCCAGGGCCCAGCUUUGGCCUUAGCUCGACGGCAGGGCCCCUGCCAUUGGGGGAAGGUUUGGUUCCUACUCAGCUUCUGCCGGUCGGCAGCCUGGGCCAGGCCCUCUUCCUGCAUGUGCCACCUCCAGUGGGAAACAAAACUAAAGAGACCACUCUGUGCCAAGUCGACUAUGCCUUAGACACAUCCUCCUGCCGUCCCCACUGCCCCCUGGGCAGGAGGCAGUGGAGAACCAAGCCCCGUGGCCUCAGAAUUUCCCCCCCGUUCCCCAAGUGUCUCUGGGGACCUGAAGCCCUGGGGAUUAUGUUCUCUCUUGCCCAGGGUGGGCCUGGUCCUGAGGGCAGGACAGGGUUUUGGAGAUGUGGGCCUUUGAUAGACCCACUUGGGCCUUCAUGCCGUGGACUGUGGAUGGAGAAUGUGCAGUUAUUUAUUAUGCGUAUUCAGUUUGUAAACGUAUCCUCUGUAUUCAGUAAACAGGCUGCCUCUCCAGGGAGGGCUGCCAUUCAUUCCAGCA
Pongo pygmaeus (Bornean orangutan) is the source of this 3592-nucleotide messenger RNA. It is a transcript of the gene PSKH1, whose product is annotated as protein serine kinase H1. Gene Ontology annotation, biological process: protein phosphorylation. Gene Ontology annotation, molecular function: protein kinase activity; ATP binding. The record is from RefSeq and is a predicted model, not a curated record. NCBI's taxonomy places the organism in Eukaryota, Metazoa, Chordata, Mammalia, Primates, Hominidae. The coding region runs from base 297 to 1571 and encodes 424 amino acids. The transcript has 3 exons.